AUGUCCAUGAUAUCCCCCUCCCCCCUCACCAUCGCGGAAUCUAUCCCACGGCCGAUCCUUCCCACUAUAAGCGUUUUGGCAGACGACGGACGGCGAAAGUUGCCCGACUUACGAUUUCUACCCCCAGCUCUCUCCAACACAGCAGCAAUAAUCCACAUCUCCACCCCCCUUUCUUCCUCCUCCCUCGCCUCUGCCGCGUUUCCAAAGCUCCAGCCCGGCUACUCCCCUAAUGGCGACCUCCUCACCGCCCACGCCGGCUGCACAACGCACAGCACAUGCGACGAGUGUUACGGCAACGGCUAUGUGAUCUGCGCGGAACACUACUGUUUCGACCUCGGGAAGGGACAGCGAUGUUGCGUGGAUGGAUUUGCCUGA
Messenger RNA from Pseudogymnoascus destructans, 375 nucleotides. RefSeq lists its product as uncharacterized. The coding region runs from base 1 to 375 and encodes 124 amino acids. The transcript is spliced from 3 exons. The record is from RefSeq and is a predicted model, not a curated record. Lineage: Eukaryota; Fungi; Ascomycota; Leotiomycetes; Thelebolales; Thelebolaceae.